AUGGUUGCCACUUCGACUUCGAAAUCAUCUACUGACGUCGGCCUCACUACUGCGGCGGCUAGAAAUUCGGAUAAGUGUCGGUACAAGACCGGUAAAUGUCUGAAUCCCCGGUCUAGUAAACGCAAUGGCCAGCCGCACCAGCUUUGCCUAUUCCACCGCGACAAGGCCAACAUGAUCCAACGUCGUUUUGACCGCCAGAAGCGUCAAAUUGCGCGAACGCAAAAACUUUGUGAAUCUCAAGGCCACGAGUCUCCAACAUCUAUUUCGAUGCUCGACUGGUCGGCACUUGCGGAAUUAGUGCCUCCUACGGAGUCCAUGUGCUCAACAUCGUUCUCGUCGCUCAAGUCAGAAGAUAUCCAAACGUUCUCAUCUAAAUCGUCAGACUGCAGUCAUAAUGAGAGCAUCUGGACAGAUCUCUGUGACACAAAAUCUGUUCAUUUCGACGAAUAUUUGGACAUGCAAUUCUCAUUAAAUUGCUACCCGAAUUAUCUGUCUACAGAUGAAAUUGAUUUUUUAUGCGCUGCUGUACUGGAGUAA
This is a messenger RNA of Plasmopara halstedii, 537 nucleotides long. RefSeq lists its product as uncharacterized. The record is from RefSeq and is a predicted model, not a curated record. Lineage: Eukaryota; Oomycota; Peronosporomycetes; Peronosporales; Peronosporaceae. Bases 1 to 537 code for a protein of 178 amino acids. The transcript has a single exon.